Dinoponera quadriceps is the source of this 1316-nucleotide messenger RNA. Its product is annotated as serine hydrolase-like protein. Lineage: Eukaryota; Metazoa; Arthropoda; Insecta; Hymenoptera; Formicidae. The transcript is spliced from 3 exons. The record is from RefSeq and is a predicted model, not a curated record. Bases 231 to 1220 code for a protein of 329 amino acids.
AAUUUAUUUUUAGAGAAAUUGUUUAUAUUUUGUCUCAUGUUUGAAAGGCAACAGUUUUGUUGUGGUGACUGAAUAAUAUUUGUACCAUCCCUACAUACUUCUAUAGUUUUAUAAGUUACAUCAGCUCUCAAAAACAACUUGAUAAUAUUGAUUGAAUUUGAGCAGAAGAAAUUGACAAAGGAAUAGGAGGCGUGUUUGUGAUAUUAUUAUAAUACUUCAUAAUCAACAAGAUGUACACCCGGCAAUUAGUGAUUUCUAGUGCAAGAAUGAAUUUGUGUUCGAGAUUGUUUAUGAGAACGUUGCACAAUAAACCAAAGGAAGCAGAUCUGACUAGUGAAGUAGAAAUUCCAAUGCCAUGGGGUAAAAUAAAUGGCAAAUUUUGGGGCUCUCAGGAUAAACAACCUAUCUUAGCUAUGCAUGGUUGGCAGGAUAAUGCGGCAUCAUACAAUCUUCUAGCGCCUCUCAUAGCUAAGAAUACUCCAGUUCUGUCCAUCGAUUUACCUGGCCAUGGCCUGUCGUCGUGGUUACCACCAGGAUCUAUAUAUACUGAGGUGGUAUAUCUUGCAUCAAUCAAACGAGUCAUGAAGUAUUUUGGAUGGAAGAAAGUGAAAUUAAUGGCACAUUCCCUGAGUUCGAUGACGUCAUAUUGGUUUACUGCGACAUUCCCGAAGGAAGUGCAGUACGUUAUAUGCUUGGAUUUCUUCAAAUUUCCAUCUUUGGAUGCAAACUAUUAUGCUGACGCGUUAGGAAAAGCAAUUAACUCGCUCAUAAAACUGGAAGAAAGUACAAACAGCCAGCUUAGCUAUUCAGAAGCUGAAAUCAAAAGAAAAUGGCUGGGAGGGAUUGCAAAUAUAGAUGAUGCAUCAUGUGACAUACUUAUGACUAGAGGAGUUCGUCAGAAGGAAGAUGGAACGUAUGUUAUUAAUAGAGACCCUAGAUUACGUAUUACUCCUAUUCACACUCUUUUUUCAAAGGAACAUUUAGAAACUUUUGCAAAACUCAUAAAAUGUCCAUAUUUGGUAAUAAAAGGAGGUGAAUCAUUUUAUGUGGAGCCAAAAGAGGAUUAUCAUAACGCGUUACGAAUAAUGAAAGAACAUAAUAAAGAUGUGUUUUAUGAAGAACUGCCAGGAGGAAAGCAUCAUUUUCACAUAACACAUGCAGAACAUACAGCGGUGAUCAUAAAUCGAUUUUUAGAAAAAUAUGAUGUAGAGUCUGACUGAAAAUUAAUCUUCUGUUUUACUUGCAGAAUGAUAGUAAAGUUUCAAAGGUAUUUGGUUUAUUUAUUAUUCUCAGCUGAAAAAUAUUAAUUUCUUAUA